Messenger RNA from Dioscorea cayenensis subsp. rotundata (Guinea yam), 918 nucleotides. Its product is annotated as cytochrome P450 71AU50-like. Bases 1 to 918 code for a protein of 305 amino acids. The record is from RefSeq and is a predicted model, not a curated record. The transcript is spliced from 2 exons. Gene Ontology annotation, molecular function: heme binding; oxidoreductase activity, acting on paired donors, with incorporation or reduction of molecular oxygen; iron ion binding. NCBI's taxonomy places the organism in Eukaryota, Viridiplantae, Streptophyta, Magnoliopsida, Dioscoreales, Dioscoreaceae.
AUGGACUUCAUUCUCCUCCUCACACUCCUAUUCAUACUCUUGAUCACCUCCAUCUUCAUCCUCAAAACAACCUCAAAAAAGAUGAACAAAACUCUAAGACUACCUCCGGGUCCUAAAGCUCUUCCCAUCAUCGGCAACCUCCAUCUCAUCGGACAUCUCCCCAACCAAAGCCUCCACCAUCUCGCCCAAACCUACGGCCACAUUAUGUAUCUCAAACUCGGGUUCAUGCCCACCAUUGUUAUCUCCUCACCGGAGUUAGCCAAGCUCAUACUCAAAACCAAUGACCUUUUGUUCUCCAACCGGCAACGGUCAGAGUUCGGCUUGCUUUACGGCAGCAAAGGCUUCGCUUUCAAUGACUAUAGUCCUUACUGGCGAUCAGCAAGGAAGCUUGCUGUCUCCCAAGUUCUCGGCAGUGGGCAAAUCAUCUCCUUUUCUUCUUUAAUUGAAGAAGAACUUUCUAUUCUCAUAGAGGAUCUCAAAGAGUUUAGUAAUAUUAGUACUAACAAUAAUCCAUUUGUUAGCAUCAAGAAGAAGGUCAUAUCUUUAACAGGAAAUGUCAUAUGCAGGAUGGUGCUGGGAAGGAAGUGUUUUGAAGAGAAGAUUAAUGAGGAACUGAGCUUUGGUGAACUUUGUCAUGAGAUCACUGCUCUCUUUGGUCACUUUAAUGUUGGUGAUUACCUGCCAUUUCUCAAGUGGUUUGAUGUUCAUGGACUGGCCAAGCAUGGGAAGGUUGUGCUGGAGCUGGUUCGCGGGUUCGUGGAUCAAAUCAUAGAUGAUCAUUUACUUGAGAAAAAUCUAAGAAGCGAGAAGGAGAAGAAGAAGAAGAAGAAGAAGAACUCUAUUGUGGAUUUCAUUGACUUCUUAUUGUCAGUAAUGCAUGAUAAGCAUAAAGAGUUGGCGUUGGGGUUAGAAUUUUGA